Molecule: messenger RNA, 2215 nt
Organism: Siniperca chuatsi (mandarin fish)
Lineage: Eukaryota; Metazoa; Chordata; Actinopteri; Centrarchiformes; Sinipercidae
Gene: nrn1lb
Product: neuritin 1-like b
Exons: 3
Coding region: 235-741 (168 amino acids)
Biological process (GO): neuron projection extension; nervous system development
Cellular component (GO): plasma membrane
Source: RefSeq, a predicted model, not a curated record
GCAUCCUCUUACUCUUAGCGAUGCAUCGGCCCCUUUCACUGUUAAUCCAGCCGAGUUGUGCCUCUAUGCAUUGCUGUACUUCUGCAAUCUGAUGAAUUCCCAGCGGAUGUCAGGACACAUAACAUUUUGAAGCAGCGACUUUAUACUCUUUGGAUUUACAGUCAGUGGGAGCUUCACAUCAGAGCCUCUGGUUCAGAGGUGGGACUCAGAUCCACGGGACUCGUGGAACGAACGAUGAAGUCCCAACCAGGCACGGCGACGAUGCUGCUGCCCAUCGCUCUCUGCCUCAGCUUGGUCCCUGUGUGUUUCGGAGCUGCACUUCCUAUUUCAUGUGGGUCCAUCUACAAGAGUUUUGCUCAGUGUUUACUCACACUUGGAGACAGUUUGGUGGAAACACAAAAAGACCAGAGCACACAGGACAUUGAUGCAAUCUGCAGGUCCUGGAAUGCGUUCCACGUUUGUGCCAACUCAGCUCUGGCCGGCUGUCCUGGAGAAGCAGCAGCUGUCUGGGAGUCUCUAAGGCAAGAAUCCAGAAAGACGCAGUUUUCUGGAAACCUCUACGACAUGUGUGCCAGCCGCAGCACCCUCCCACCCAGCACUGUGCCUGCACCCCAGAGCCCUCCCACCUCCGACCAGACCAACCAGGAAACGCUGAAAGGGCAAACAUACAAGCACAGCCCCACCCUCACCACACUGUUGUUCCCUGUAUUCAGCACCCUACUACUUCUGCUCAGGAGUUAGUUAACCAGUCUAAGUCUUUUAUUCAGAGUGAUGACAGCUGGCCAUCAGAGUCCUGCUCCCCCUACGAUCCAAACCCGUGAGGGUAAACACUCUUCACAAGUCAGGCUCAUCAUGAUCACAUAUCAAUCCUAAAAUAAGGAUUUCAAUAACUGGAUCAAAAUGAAACAUUUGAUUCAGGGUUUCUUACAUGGACAAGGUUGUGCAUCUAUUUAGGUAUUAAAUAAAUAUCAAUACAUUCAGAUUAAGACGGUGUAGUCCCUCAUUCGUCCAGGAGUGUUCUAUCGUAGAAAAGGUUUCAGUCGUAGUCAUCUGGACACUGUUUUCAGAAUCAACAUUCAGAUUAUCACACGUCUUUCUCUUAGAAAGAAGGUGACCAAAAAGUUGCUUUCAUUCUGACAUAAAUAUUUAAAUUAGGCAUACUAGUAGCUGAUCAACUGUGUUACUUAAGAUACGUGUUUAAUUGAUUUGCGAUUAAAUUCACAUCAUGUGAUAUUGCUUGGUCAAUCUUUUAUAGUUUGAAGUGACAAACAGUUAAUGUAGGGAGAGAAGAACAACACCCUCCACUCGGCUGCCAGAAAAAGUCUCAGUUAUCAGCUAAUAUUUGUUGUAAACACUUUAUUUUGUAUCACUACUGCAGUACAUCAGUAAUACCACAUCAUUUUUAGGACAAAAGAGAUUUCAAGGGACAUUGUAAUGCCAGGUGUUCAGAUCUGCUCGUUAUCCAAUCAGGUGUGAUCCAGAGGAGAGUGUUAUCACAGGGUGCACAACAGUGUUUGUGCAGUAAUUCAUCACCCUGUAUGACUGGUUUAACGUCAGAAAAUUAGAUUUCUGUGUGGAAGCAUUCUUUGCAGUGUGUGCAUGAUGCUGCUAAAUGUUAUCACUUGUUUAAAACUGUGUCAUUUCAUGUGACCCCUUUUAAUGGUUUUCCAGUCCUUUUUUUGAGCAGUUUUAUGCUGCUUUUUCUAUUCUGAACUGCUGCAUACAGUGAAGUUUCACUUUAAGCAAUUGAAUAACUUCAUGCAUCCCCUGUGUAGCAGUUAAAAAGGACACAUAACAGAGCACACACAUCUCAAUUAAACUCAUAGGGCAAAAUAAUAAUAAACACAUAAUUACAAAGUACUAAAUAGCAUAAAGUGCAAAGUACAACAAGCAGAUUCUAAGUAUGUAAGCCUGUGGUGGGAAGAGGGAGUGAGAAGGGUUCAUCCUCAUAACAUUAACAGUUUCUGUAAUGUUAUUUAAUGUUAUAUAACUUUUCUUUGAUACUGAGCGAGCUCUGUUAUGCAAUCACACUCUGCAUUUUAUUGAUUAGUUUUCACAUUGCCAAUGUAUUUACUGUAUUAUUUUCUGGUUUUGUUUUUGGUUAUUUGCAUUAUUCUGUUUUUUCACAGCAGUAGAGAGUGCUCCAUGCCUCUUUGUUUCACUUUGACUUUUAACCCAACAAAAACUUAAAUUAAAGGUAUGCUGACGUACACAA